Messenger RNA from Lodderomyces jiufengensis, 438 nucleotides. RefSeq lists its product as uncharacterized. Gene Ontology annotation, molecular function: proteasome binding; ubiquitin binding; endopeptidase activator activity. Lineage: Eukaryota; Fungi; Ascomycota; Pichiomycetes; Serinales; Debaryomycetaceae. The coding region runs from base 1 to 438 and encodes 145 amino acids. The transcript has a single exon. Gene Ontology annotation, cellular component: proteasome regulatory particle, lid subcomplex; cytoplasm; nucleus. The record is from RefSeq and is a predicted model, not a curated record. Gene Ontology annotation, biological process: ubiquitin-dependent protein catabolic process.
AUGGCAUUAACAAAAUCAAUAAAGUUUCAUGCUGGUAAAGUAAAAUAUGAUGAAGAAACAAAUAGAUGUACACCAUUACCAUACAAGGGAGUUAUAUCAAUAAAACCAAGUACAGAAGAACCAGAUUUUUUAGAUUUUAUAUGGACACCAAAACAACAAGAUCAAACUCAACAAAUUAAUGGAUCACAACAAAUUGAAAAAGAUGAAUUAUUAUUAAUACCUGGUGAUGUUUCUAUUAAAAUAAUAAAAUCUUGUAAUACUGGUCGAGUUUUUUCUUUUACUUUUUCAAGUAGUGGAGCAAAAUAUCUUUAUUGGUUACAAGAUAUUGGAGAUAUUGAUAAUUUAAGUAAAUUUACUGAAAAAGAUAAUAAAUUAAUUCAACAAAUUAAUACUUUGAUAAGUACUGAAAAUGAUGGGUUGGAUGAAGAUAAACAGUAA